AUGGCUCCGAAGAGAGCUGCCUCGAGAAGUGAGGAAGGAGGAGUGAGCUUGAAGCGAGUGAAGGACGAGGAGAAGAAUGGCAGGGCUGAGGUCGCUGGUACAAUCAACGAGCGGGACCUGGCGAGGCUGGGGGAGGCAACGGCCCUCGGCGCGGCCAAGGCGGCGACAGGGGGAGACAGAGGAAGCAGCAACGAGAUUGGCUCCAUCCUCUCGGGACAGGCGAGCGCAGUGGCAGACUACACGGCAGCGAUCAAUCUGUUCUCCCUCAACGCAACUGGUGCUCACCCGUUCCACAAGGCACUCGCGCCCCACCCGUUCGUGCAAGUGGGAGCAGUCCCUCCCCCCAACCUCCCGAUGCCCAUCAGCACAGUCCCACUCGGCAACGGGCUCAAGGCCUCCAUCUCCCCGGAGAUCCGGUCGAUGGAGGAGGCAGCGGGAGGAGCGUACGGGGGGGUCCUGCCCUCCUUCAAGCAUCUCCCUUCCGCACUCUCAGCACAGUUCUCAGGCUCCUACGGGACUGCUGUCCUCUCUCUCCCUCACUACCUCUCCAACAGCAACCUGACGGCUCUGACCGGCAUCGACAAGACCCUCCCUGCUCAGUCGUUCCCCUCCAACGGCCUGCACAGCCCAGCCAUGGCGGAGGCGGCGAAGGCUCUGAAACCCAGCCCUUCGCUGAGCAGGAUGGAGAGCAAGGGAGAUACCUCGAGCAAUCGAUCACACGGGCCGUCGAUGGACAGGUACAAGAACAGGUGGUCGGAUGACGAGAUCCAGUCUCUCAAGAAGGGAGUCGCUCGUUUCGAGAAGAAGAACAAAAAGAAAGGGGAGGACAACAGCUCGGACAAGGGCAGGGGGGAGCAGGGAAAGAAAGGGGAGACAGAACAUAUGUGGGAGCAUAUCCUCAAGAGCUACAAGUUCCAGUCUUGCAGGACAGCAAGAGACCUCAAGGACAAGUGGAGGCAACUGAAGAAGAAGGAACAAGACGACAUGCUGGGGGUUCGCGAGGAGGCGAGGAGGCUGCGCAUGUUGGCGGUUGGGACCGGACGCAGCAGCGCGAGCAGCAGCAACACAAGCCAAGGGAACGGGCAUAGCGGCGAUAAUGGCAGCAGCACCAGCAGCAGCAACGGGCAUACGGCCAACACUGAGAGGGCGGAAAAUCAGCUUGACAGUCCCGGCCAGACCUCCUCCUCCCCCCCGGCAGGGAUGUCUUCCUCCGGGUCCACCAGCUCCCCAGCUCCUGUCGCCACGUCUUCGAGCAAGGGGCAGCAGGCGGAGAGCAAGGAGAGAAACUCUUCUCCCUCAAGCUCGAGCACGUCGGACCCCUCCAAGAACUCGUACAUCGGGGGUGGGGUAGAAGAGAAGUGCAGGUCACAGGAGCAGAGCACGACGACCAACUCGAGCGAGAGCGGAGGAGUCGAGGGUCACAGCGAGGGGAGCGGGCAGGGGGAGGUGGCAAGCAGCGACAUGAGCGGAGGAGGAGAGGGAGGGAGCGAGGGAGGAGAGGGAGGGAGCGACGGGGUGGGCUGCGGGAGCGAGGAGACGGGGGGGAGCGCGGUUGGGAGUUCUGGGAUCGAGGGAGGGAGCGAGGGGAGCGGAGGAGCGGAGGGGGGGAGCGACGGGGGGAGCGAGUGGCGGGAGGACGAGUACUCUGCAGCGAUGGAGACGGGGGAGAACGAGCCGGAGAUGGAGAAGACGAGGAGGAGGAAACGAGCAACUUCAUGCUCGGGGCAGGAGGACAGGACGAUAGGAUGGGAGGAGAGCGGAGAUACUGACUGGGCGCUGGCAAUCGACAUGGGAUCGACAUGCGUGCGCGUUUCGCUCGUCGGCAAGGACGGGAGGCUGCUCGCUGGAGUGGAGGGGCAGAGGAGAGUCAUCAUGGACCUUCGCUCCCGCACCUUCUCAGCUGAGGAGUACCUGGCGGCCGCGUUCGCAGCUCUGGAUGACACGCUCCUGCUCCUCCGCAAGCGCAACGCCAUCAUGAGCAGCUCAACGGGGAGGCAAGCUGAGAUCUCGCUCUCCCCCCGCGCUGCCUCGCCCAAGGUCGCCAGCAUCUCCUGCUUCGCCAUGUCGCUCGUGGGACUCGGGGAGGGAGGGACGGCAGUCACGCCCAUCUACACCUACGCUGAUGCUCGAAACUCCGCGUUCGCCAGCGAGCUCAAGCGCAAGCUAGCAGAGGAAGGCUCUCUCGACUUUGUGGAGAGAAGGACAGCACCGUUACAGUCCUGCUAUGCUCCAGCUCUCUUCAUGCGCCUCAAGCAGAGCGGAAUCGACGCUGUACAGCCGGUCAAGUCAUGGAGCACUCUUUCCGGCUACUUCCUUUCUCAGCUCAUCGGCAAAUUUCAACCGGUGACCUUCUCGGAGGCGAGCUGGACGGGGCUGCUGGACAGGGAGGAGCUACAAUGGCACCAGGGUCUCCUCAACCUACUCGGGGUCUCCCUCUCCUCCCUUCCUCCUCUCUGCGACGCCGACGAUCUCUCCUUCGAUCCUCUCCUCCCCUCCUUCGCUCAGCGCUGGCCCGAGCUCUCCCGCGUGCCGUGGGCUCGGGGGAUCAGUGAAGGAGCAGCGGCGAGCGUCGGGACAGGAUGCGAGAGCAGAGCAAAGCUCUGCAUCGCACUGGGGACCAACGCGGCCCUGCGCGUCUGCAUCCCCUGUCGGGACAGGAGGAAGCCUGCGAGCAAGGGGAGCGGAGGUCACAAGGGAGGAGGGAGGAGCGAGCACUGGAAGCUGAGCAAGGCGGGGAUGAAGCACAAGGAGGAGGCGGAGGUCGCGGAAGUGCCCAGGGGCUUGUGGUGCUACUCGGUCAAGCGGGACAUGCAGAUCGCGGGAGGGACGCUGAUCGAUGGAGGAAGCAUCUACGCGUGGGGGCUGGAGCAGUUUGCUGGAGGUCUUGAGGGGAUGGCUCGCCUUCAGGAAGAGGCUUCGGCCAUGGACGCUGACUCGCACGGCUUGACGGUCCUCCCUUUCUUUAAUGGGGGAUCGAGCACGGGUUUUCGGGACGGCGCUACGGGGACAGUGACUGGCAUGACGCUCAAGACAAGCAGGGCAGACAUUCUGAGAGCGAUCAUGGAGUCAGUCGCCCUCAGACUCCGCGGGAUGUUCAACGCGAUCCGCCCCCUCAUGAACGAGAACGGGCUAGAGGUCUAUGCUACGGGGGACGCGCUCUUCAAGUCUCCUCUCUGGCAGCAGAUCCUCGCCGACUCCUUCGCCCUCCCCAUCCGCAUCCUUUCAGGCGCGACGGUCGCAGCGAGCAGAGGAGCCGCCAUUCUAGCGUGGAGAUCAAUCGGGGAGGAGGCGACGGUGGAGCAGAAGGCAGAGACGACGGUGAUGCCCGUUCCCUCCAGCGUUGCCGCGCUGGCCAUGGCGUUCGAGCGGCAGGAGGCGCUGUUCAACCGCCUGCAUCGCUCGUAG
Molecule: messenger RNA, 3405 nt
Organism: Guillardia theta CCMP2712
Lineage: Eukaryota; Cryptophyceae; Pyrenomonadales; Geminigeraceae
Exons: 13
Coding region: 1-3405 (1134 amino acids)
Biological process (GO): carbohydrate metabolic process
Molecular function (GO): phosphotransferase activity, alcohol group as acceptor; kinase activity
Source: RefSeq, a predicted model, not a curated record